AUGAGAGAUCUGCAGAAUGUCCUGUCCUCAACAGCCCUCCUCAACUCCUGUAAAGUCAAGCCUGUAGCUCACUUUGAAACAUCUAUUAGGACCUUAGUAGAGAACCUUAAGAAGGCACAUGAAAUAGCUUGUCACAACACUGCUGUUCCUGAAGCACUACAGUAUUAUUUGCAGAAAGCAGUUGAUGAAACAAGAAAGCUGAACUUUUGCUCAGCAACACCAAGUAUUAACAGGACAGCUUCUUCCAUGGAUAACCACCUUACUGUCCCGUUUAGUGAAACUGAGACCAAGAUUAAUGGAGAACAGCUCACAUGCACUGGAGAAGGGCAAUUUCAUAGGAUGUUGGUGCGCAUGUUGGGAGCCAAAAGGGUUUUAGCCAUAGGCGCACUAAAAGUGCCAUGCCUUCUGGCGAUGGCUGAAGUGAUUCCAGAUGACGGAAGCAUAAUCGUAUACGCCUUACAACCAUAUUUUGGACAAUCCAACCAGGAGGCAUUUGAUUUCUCACCUCAUGGGAACAAAAUAAGGACAAAGACAGGACCGAUAACUGAUUCCUUGAAGGAGUUAGCAGCCGUGGGGGAAGAUUUUGACAUCAUCUUUAUUGAUGCUGAUCAAAAGAACCCUGCCGAGUCCUAUCGCUUUGUCAUGGAGAACCAUUUGCUGAGGAUGGAUGGGUUGCUCUGCAUCGAGAAUGUGCUCAUGAAAGGAUGGGGCUACCUAGAGAAUACGGCAGAUGAAAAUGUAUUAGAUGUCAAAACACUGAAUCAAGUAAUUAAUUCAGAUCCUCACACAGAGCAGGUGGUCUUGCCUGUGCAGGGUGGUCUGAUGCUUGUCCGAAGGAGUCCGUUAACACCCCAGCUCCCAAACAGAGAAAGGAACUCUUUCACCAGAGAUGAAGUGUUUGAGGGCCACCGUGGACGCCGCAUCCUUGACCGCCUACAACUGGAGGGCAAAGUUGCUUAUGUCACUGGCGGAGGCCAGGGGAUUGGACGAGCCUUUUGCCACGCGCUGGGCGAAGCUGGUGCCAAAGUGGCCGUCGUGGAUCUGGUACCUGCCAAGGCGGAGGCAGUAGCCUGUGAAUUGAGCCUCAAAGGGAUAAAAAGCAUUGCAAUUGCAGCAGAUAUAACCCUACCAGGCGAUGUUCAAAAGAUGCUUGACACCAUCCUGACAAAGUGGGGCACAGUUCAUAUAGCAUGCAACAACGCAGGAAUCAACAUGAAUUCCCCAAGUGAAGACACUUCAUUAGAAGAAUGGGACCAGACGUUUAAUGUGAAUUUACGUGGCUUGUUUUUGUGCUGUCAAGCUGCAGGCCGCAUUAUGCUGAAUCAAGGAUAUGGGAAGAUAAUUAACACAGCAUCUAUGGCAAGUUUAAUAGUUCCCCACCCACAGAAGCAACUGGCUUACAAUGCCUCAAAAGCAGGGGUUGUAAAGCUAACUCAGACAUUGGGAACAGAGUGGAUUGACAGAGGAGUGAGAGUGAACUGCAUUUCUCCCGGGAUUGUAGACACGCCCCUCAUCCAUUCUGAGGAGCUGAAACCUCUUGUGCAGCGCUGGCUUGACGAUAUCCCGGCUGGAAGGCUCGCUCGAGUGACAGACUUGCAAGCUGCUGUCAUAUACUUGGCAUCGGAAGCUUCAGAUUAUAUGACUGGCCACAAUUUAGUCAUUGAAGGAGGGCAAAGCUUGUGGUAAAAA
Messenger RNA from Pogona vitticeps (central bearded dragon), 1689 nucleotides. The record is from RefSeq and is a predicted model, not a curated record. Lineage: Eukaryota; Metazoa; Chordata; Lepidosauria; Squamata; Agamidae.